AUGGUCAAGAAGAAGGCGUUCUCCAAGAUCUUCACUGCCAGUGAGGUCAAGAAGGGUUUAUUGGCAAACUCAUCGCGGGAAGAGGAGGUACCGGAGCGGUCCGAGACAGCCAACAGCUUUGACGAUGACUUUGCGUUGGAAGAUGACUUUCCUAUUGCACCCAAGGCAAUCCGUGAAGGCGAUGAAGACGACAUUUUUGCCGAGAAAAAGCAGGCCAGUGACGAUCUGUUCGACUUUCCCGAGGCUGGAGGGUUUUCUACCGAAGCCGGUGGGGCUUUCCCCGAAGAUGAUGAUGGCUUUCCAGCAGACAAUAACGAUGCAGAGGCAUUUCCAGAGGCGGAUCCAUUCAACUCUGGGUCGGGGGCGUUUGCUGGAGGAGGAGCGUUUGACAGUAAUAAUAUUGAGGCAGAAGAGGACGACGACGAAUUGGAUUUGAAUGAUGAAGAGGAUCUACCCGAGAUGGACCAGGCUGCCUUUUUUGCGAGUUUCUCCAACUUGGAGAAAGCUCAGGAGGCCAUGCAGGAGCAAAAGGAUGGCAAAAAGAAGAAAACGGGAAUUAAGAAAUUAUUCAACAAAAAGAAAGAUCUUGGAAUGCCAGGACCGGCAGCUCGCUGUGCCGAAAUUGUGGUGGACAAAUCCAAAAUCCCCACCACCAAAGUGGACAUGGAACUGGCGAAUGGAGAACUUGUCACUCCCAAACAGGAGCUGGCGUUCGAAGAGGAAGUACCAACUGAAAAGGCAGAAAAAGACAAGGAGAAACAGGGUAAAAGCAGGCUCAAGUCCUUGAAGAAAACUCUGGUCAAGACGGUUCGGGGAAACAAGGAACGACUUGACGAUUUGGAAAUGGGAGACUAUGAGCCUCCAGAGGUUGCUUUAGAAGACAAGGAAUACGCUUCGGAUCACGACCAUGAUGAUGCAUCAGACCACAACGAAGAAGAUGACGAAGAAGACGACCAGAGAGAAAUGGGAGACGGCUCGCAUCGGCACCAAUUAAGGCAAAGAGACCGAGUUCGUAAUCGCAGACGCCACGGUGGUGGAGGAGGAGGAGAACCUCCUGCCACUGAUCCGCAGCGGCGGUCCAGGCGCCGCGAAUCACACGUCGAUGGUCAAAAAAUGCGACACAGUUCCGGUGGCGGAGCGGGGGGUCGCCUUAGCAAAGGUGACAACCGGGUCAGACGCAGUCGCACGGAGGAAGUUAGCGGUUCUCGCAGUCGCAACGAGGAGACAACCUCGGGUGGCGGUCGCAGACGACACACUGUCAUGGACAAAUCAGGGGGAAGUCCCCACCGACGGACUUCGAAACCCUCCGCUUCGGAAGCCAUGGACGAUCAUUCCAAAAAGAAGGGCGAAAUGACAGACGAAUCUGGUAAGAAUCCCACCAUGGCGGAUGGGUCUGCACGAAACCGCCGAAGCGACCCGGUCGAUGGAUGGUCACGAGCUCCUCGUGGGGGCGACUUGCCGGAAGGAUCUUCUCGACAUCGAAACAGUGGUACUCGCCGUCACGGUCGUGACAGUGGAGGAGGUGGAGGUGGCCAUCAUCGUGAUAGCAGCGGCCGAAAGUCGAUGCGAAAAUCGAAAUCUAUUGACGACUCUGAAGCUCCUGCUCGUCGAAGCAAGUCGGGCGAUGGAUUGAGCACAUCGUCCCAUCAAGGCCUCAUUCGACGCAACCUGACGGAUAAUUCAAUGGGUAGGCGUGCCCAGAGCACUCGCCAUCUGAUAAAAAAAGAAGAGUCUCUGAAAGAGUCAACUCACAGACUCAGCAGUCGCGACAGACUGCGCCGAGCACCUCGCAGUGAACGGCAUUUGAUGGCGAACGUGGACAAGGAGAAGAAGCAGGCGGUGGGAAAACUGUUUGGCGGUGGUGGAUUAAAUGAGGAAAAGGAAACCAGACCUUCUCGUGGACGUGCUGGCAGUGAUGGUGACGCGAUCGAUGAUAUUCUUGAGGAAGGUUCAGAGGAGGACGCGACCGAGUCGGAGGCAGCGUUGGACAAGUCCAAUUUAGAGGAGUCAAAGGUAAUUGAUGAAAUACAUGAAAGGACGAGAGGAAAUUCUGCCGCUGAUUCUCCUGGUGCCGCUUUAGGGACAACGUUGUCGAAAGACGACGUCGCGAAAUUAGUGAUGGCCGUGAAGGCGGCCAAAGAUGACGACGACUUGGAAGCAAUCGUGAUGGCGGCACUUGGUGGAGGAGAGAGCGCAAAGUCGUUCGGCCUCUCCGUGGAUUUUUCAAAAUCGCUUCUCUCGGGUGAUCCUACGAAAUCGUUGGGUCUCUCCAUGGAUUUCUCAAUCGAUGAUGAUGACGAUAUGACGCUCGAAUCCGAUCUUGAUGACUCCAACGCCGCCAGGGAAGCCCACAAUAACGCACGUGACUACGUGCACUCUUUUCUGAAAAAGCACUGUGGCGGUAGUGGAGUCGGAAAACCCGAAGAGCGACAACCCAACAACGAUUACUCGAAUGCACUUUCUCGGCUUGGGAGCGACCACUCGGAGAAGAAGGAUGAGGAUGUUGGAGACAGCUCCAAAAAUGAAUCUUCCAAGAAGAAUAAAUCGUCAGGCGGCGGGCGACGACACAGCAACAACUACGUGGAUGUACUUGCCCAGCUUGGGAGCAACCACUCGAAAACCGAACAAGACGACAUGAACACAAAGACGACUAGUAAGAAGCUUGCGAAAACGGUGUCAUCUGGAUCGCAGCACGGAACAGCAAAACGUGACGAACAAUUGCGUCAGAGAAGGAGCAGUGUAUCUGGAGCGCUGCACGGAACAGCAAAACGCGACGAAAAGUUGCGUCAGAGAAGGAGCAGUGUAUCUGGAUCACAGCACGGAACAGCAAAACGCGACAAAAGCAGUCUCGACGUUGCAUGGAAAAGGGGAGGUACCGAGCAGGCAGAAGGCAAGGUCGACUUUUCAGUAGUUGCAUCGAAACUGGAAGCCAAAGCGGAAGCGAAGCGGAUUCGAUCUCACGCUCAAGUGGCUAUGGCAAAAUAAAUGGAUGGAUACUGUGUAUUAGAGGUGUGUGGAUGUGCCUGUGAUGGGGUAAUGUGAAAGUUACAAUAAGAAUUUAGUGCAAGAAUUGAAGUUUGGCCCGCCCAAUUUUGUUGUUGCAAUGAUGAUGCCAUCCAGAUCCAGACUUUUGGAAGCCCCAAACCCCUGAAUAAAUCGUAUUCUCGCCAGUGAAUGGUCUCUUGGGAAUUUGCUACUCUUAGCUAGCCAUUUCCAAAUCAUAAAAACAAGUUAUAAAAGUG
Molecule: messenger RNA, 3242 nt
Organism: Seminavis robusta
Lineage: Eukaryota; Bacillariophyta; Bacillariophyceae; Naviculales; Naviculaceae
Source: the annotation of a GenBank genome assembly